AUAAAAUAAAAAAAUAAAAAACAAUAAAAAUUCACUAUAUUCAGAAUAAUUGUGAAGAAACUACUAAAAUACUCGAGCUAGGGUUUGCAUCUCUCCUCUUCUCGCCUUUAUUGGAGUUCUCGGAGUAGUAUCGAAUGGUUACAGCUUCAUUUCAGCGAGAUUCAUCUACUGUCCACGACCCCUUUUCAAUCCAGAGUAUACAGAUAGUUCCUUGAUUGGCACUGUUAAACAUUGUGCGGUUUUUUGUUUAUCUUGAGAUGCUGUGAGCAUAAAUCUGCUCGAUUGCCAAUAUAGUUUGGUUUGAGAUGGAUGGGCAAGGGAAUCGUGCAAAUCAGGCUGGGCAGGAUCUGCCCACAUUUCAGCAACGUUCUUCCGCCAGCUCAGCUCUUCCUCCUCCACCUCCUCAUUCUCAUCACGUCCCAUUUUCUCAACCACUAAAUUUCUCUCAACACGGAAAUUCAUCAUUUCAUCCUACUCCAGGUGCAUCUCCAUAUCAGCAUGGGCUUCCAGGUUUGCCUCAUCAAGGCCUGCCAGGCCCAGUUGCAUCGAGCGGAAUGAUUGCAGCCCAGGUCGGGCGUGGGCAUGCUUUGGAAAGAGGCCAUUACAAUCAACUACCAUCUCAUGCUCCGUUACCCGGGCCACCCUCCUUGCCACUUUACCCAUCUGGUUCUAGUUCUUUGGUUUCUAAUCCAUUUGAAUUUUCUGGAAAUUGGAAAACUACGCAAUUAGUGGGCCCAUUGCCACCUCCACCUCCUCUUCCGCCACCACCUUCUUUGCAUAUGAAAAAUCUUACCUGCAAGAAUGAAGGAAGCCACAGCUCGAAGGAUUUCUUAGAUGGAAAUAGUUUGAUAUUGGAGCAUCCGCCUCAAGCUGAGCCAGCUGCAGAUAGAAAUGUACAACAAAAUGGAGUUCUCUGUCAGCGCACUGAGAACGUUGGACCUAAAGUGGAAUCAAUGCAUGUGGUUGUUUCUCAUUCACCCGCUAGUUCUGAUAUGGAAAUGGAAGAUGAUAUCACUCAUCCUGAUGAGGAGAAAAAGGGUUUUCUGUCUAUUUCCGAUGGUGGAUGCUCUCCAGUAUCUCAAGAAGAUUUUGUUAAUAAGGAAGUACAAAUUUCGCAGCAUACUGGAGAACAUGACAUUCCUGACGAUACUGUAUGUGUGAAUUUGUUGUUUGCUGAGUCCUCCGUAUUGAAGGACCAAAGAAGAGCAGGCUCCGACGUGGUGUCACAUUCUGUAGCUGAUGAAUCAGGCAUGAAAAAAUGUGGACAACCUGAACAGCCAUUGGAGGCCAGUGUUGAAGAAUCUUCUGCUCAGCAUAAAAAUUCUGGGCAGUCCUCUGUGCCAGUAUUGUUUGGAGAAACUGGAGAGUCUUGUAAGUUUGAAUCAAAAGUUGGAGUCGAGAGCUUGUCAAAGCCCAAUAAGCGUGCACCUCUCGUAUCUGUGAUUGAACGACCAAGUAACAUUAUAGAAGCUGCUAAAUUAUCUUGUCCGGCUGGGAUAGCUGGAUAUUCUGAUGAAAAAUAUGGUGGUAAAAAAACUGUCACAACUUCUGCAGCCCUCGAAUCAAAAGAACGUUUGAGAAGUUACAAUGCUUCUAAUAGUCCUGAUGGGGCCAAAACUCGCAAACAAGGCAUGAAGAGCAAUCAUAUCGGAUCAGAAGUAGAUGAGUUUGGAAGAUUGGUAAAGGAAGGUGUCAGUGACAGCGACACAAGCGACUCACCUCGUUAUUCACGGAGCCAUGCAAGAAGAGCCAGAAGGAGGAGUAGCAGUGGAAGCACAAGUCGGUCUCCUCAUGACAGGAGAAGAAGGAGGAGUAGCAGUAAAAGCAUAAGUCGGUCUCCUCAUGACAGGAGGAGAAGGAGGAGUAGCAGUGGAAGCAGAAGCCGGUCUCCUCAUGACAGGAGGAGAAGGAGGAGUAGCAGUAGAAGCAGAAGUCGGUCUCCUCAUGGCAGGAGGAGAAGGAGAAGUCCGUGGAGUAGAGGGAGGCGUGACCGAUCUCGCAGCUUGUCGUGGUCGCCAAGGAGACGAAGAAGUAGGAGCAGGACUCCUGUUUUGAGGCGUGAUACUGAGCGCAGUGGAGAUAAGUACAAACGAGAGACGACCACCCAACUUCCGGAGAAGUGCUUUGACUUUCUUCGAGGAAGGUGUUAUCGUGGUGCCACUUGUCGGUUCUCACACAGUGAGACGAAUAAGAGUGAGAGGUCAAGAAACAACAGGGGCAAAACCCUCUAUGACAAAGAAGCUAAGGCUCCUCAAGAUAUGCCUGGUCGGAGGGAAGACAGAGAUGCAAAGCAAGUGCCUGUUGAGUCGAGUACCCGUUCACCUGAUAAACUGAACAAUUUGCUUUCGGGUUCUCUCUCAGUUGGUGAUGUUGUAGCAAGUAAUCUUCCAGGAUAUUCCGCAUAUGACAUUGCCUCAGGAAUAGAAUCUUCAGCAAAACACCUAGAUAAGGUGCCUCAAACUGUCGAUCUACAAGGCAAGAUAAUUGGUGAUUCCAUUGCCAAAAUCUCUGAAUAUUCUUCACUUGUGCAAGCAUCAUCAGCCCAUAAUCCUGCUGAUAAACCUGAUGCAAAUAAGGGUCCCAUUAAUCAGCUGCUCUCCGUUGAGAGUCCCUUAUUAAAAACGUUCUCAACUGAAGUCCAGACUCAGUCUUUGAAAGAGUUGCCAACAUCAGUUCCUUCCCAGUCUACUCUUCCUUUGCCUUCAGUCUCCCAGGCGACGAGUGCCCCAUUUGGUCAAAAUUACAACUUAAUGCAACCUACUGCACAGUUUCCUUUGACUCUGGGAAACCAGAUUCCUUAUCGAGCACCAGUAACUAACCAACAUCCUCACUUCCCUAGGCCAUCAAACUCUUUACCAAACAACUUUAUUCCUCCUCCUCCACUUCCACUCCCACCACAUUAUUUUUCUACCAAUGCAACACAUGGAGAAAACGGAAACCCUCCACAACAUGCCCAACAGCCUUUGCAGCACCCAUGGACCAGUCUGCCUUCUUAUGCAUCUGCAACAGCCCAGGCAACCGAGGUGCCUAAUCGGACCCAGUUUAAUCAGUAUCAGGCAUACCCAUUGCCUCGGGAGCCUAAUCAAACAUUGCAUGUCACUGAAAGUAUUGCAUCCAGUGGUUUGCAUGUGAACAACUUAUCGGGUCUGCCUGUCGGUCCUCCUGUAACAGGCGACCAUGUUACAGGAUAUCCAAUGCAAGGCACAAAUCCUUCACAAUCAUUUUCUAAGGCUCAACCUUAUUCCUUAAUGGUGAAUCAGCUAUCGUAUGCACAUAACUUCAUGGGUUCCGGAAUUUCGAAUCGUUUCAAUCCUUAUGGAUCUACUUCUGAUCUGCCACUGGGCUCCAAACUCGAGUCGAAUGCUUCCAUCCAAGAAAAUGGAAAAACCAUCAGUACUAAUUAUGGUGCCCCAGUCGGUUCAAGCUCAGCCCCUGGGUGUAUGACUGUUGUCUCUAAAAAUAUGGUUUCCACAUCAAGCUUGCUGCCGGAUGAGAGUGUUUUAUCAAGGCCAGGUGGUGACCAAUAUGAUCCAUUGUUUGAUAGCAUCGAGCCAGUUUCGACAGCAUGUGGAGCUGAUUAUAAAAAACACAAAACAUCUGAUGGUUUUGAUAAUAUGCCAAAAUUCGAUGGAUCUGAAAGGGUGCUAAACUCCGAAAUUAUCAAGCAGGAAGUUGGGAUAGCUUUAUCAGCAAAUGAUUUUAUAGAAAAUGAGGAGUUUGGGGAGACAGCUGAUGUUGAGGUAGGUGAUGUCUUAAAUGGGAGCCUGAGUAGUCCUAAUGAUGGGAUCAACGAAAAUACUGUUGAAUUUGGGAUUGAUCAGGUUGAAACUUCUGAGAAAAAGAUGAAGGGAAAGGAUUCUAUGAAGCUUUUUAAGAAUUCUAUUGCGAGUUUUGUGAAGGAAGUUUUAAAGCCAUCAUGGCGCCAGGGUAAUAUGAGCAAGGAAGCUUUUAAAACAAUUGUCAAGAAAACUGUUGAUAAAGUUUCUGGAGCUAUGAAGGGUCACCGUAUACCUAAAUCUCAGGCAAAUAUAAAUCAUUAUAUUGAUUCGUCACGUGGAAAAUUAACUAAGCUCGUCAUGACGGGGUGGGGCGAUAGGGGGAGCCUAAGAUCCAACCCCAUAAUGAAUGAGAUGGACCCGAAUCAAGUGCAACAGGUCUUGGGUUAAGUUCCUUUGGAAACCAGGUGCAG
Messenger RNA from Striga asiatica, 4189 nucleotides. Lineage: Eukaryota; Viridiplantae; Streptophyta; Magnoliopsida; Lamiales; Orobanchaceae. The record is from the annotation of a GenBank genome assembly.